Messenger RNA from Camelina sativa (false flax), 656 nucleotides. RefSeq lists its product as uncharacterized. The record is from RefSeq and is a predicted model, not a curated record. Lineage: Eukaryota; Viridiplantae; Streptophyta; Magnoliopsida; Brassicales; Brassicaceae.
UGACUUUGAUUUUGAAUUUUGAAAAGAAGCGGAAGCGAUACAGAUCUGAGAGCUGAGAGCUGAGAGCCGAGAGAGGAGAUGGAGGAUUCAGGUGCGAUUCUAUGUCAAAUCUCCAUUUUCAAGGAAAUGCUUGAUCAGGUCAAUCGGGAGAUCGAAGCAAACAUUGUGGUGACGAGAGAGAUCGAAUCACAGAUCGGAGCUUGUUCUGAGAUGGAAUCGAAUCUUUCUCUCAAGGAAGCUGAGCUUACUAGAUCGUUCCUCGCUUCUCAGUUCGAGAUCAGCGGUUUAAUCUCCGUUACAGCCGAUUCAAGAAACCAUGUGAAGCUAUUGGAGGAUGAGAUUUCUCGCCUGAGAACUGAGCACAGUGAGCUGAUUACAAGGCUAACAGAGAAGCGGGAAGAGUUUGUGAAGAUGUGUUUUGGAUUUCAGAGUGAUAGUGAAGACACUGAAUUAAGGAGUUUAGUUUCAGAGAAGGAGUUUCUAGAAAACGAAGUUCGGAUGUUGGAGGAGAAAAACUUGGAUGUGAAGAAUUCGAUUUUGGCUUACAUGGAAGAUGAAAUGAAGAAUCUAUUAUCUGAUUAGUGUUUCUAGAAUGAUGGAAGUUUUAGCCAUAGUAAUUUUCUCUAUUUACUUAAUGAAAUAGUCUUUUAACAUCA